Staurois parvus is the source of this 336-nucleotide messenger RNA. NCBI's taxonomy places the organism in Eukaryota, Metazoa, Chordata, Amphibia, Anura, Ranidae. The record is from the annotation of a GenBank genome assembly.
GGGCACUGGUGGGUGGCACUGGUGGGCACAGGUGGGUGGCACUACUGGGCACAGAUAGGUGGCACUUCUGGGCACAGGUGGGCGCACUGCUGGGCACAGGUGGGUGCAUUGCUGGGCACAGGUGGGCGCACUGCUGGGCACAGGUGGGUGCAUUGCUGGGCACAGGUGGGCGGAACUUGUGUGUGGCACUGCUGGGCACCGAUCAUCAGGGCACUGGUGAUCAGUGACCCUGAUGAUCGGUGCCGAUCCCCGCUCUGACAGCUGCCGGUUUUCGGCAGUACUUUCCUCACGAUCUGACAGCGUGAGGAAUGUGCAGCCGAGAACCGGCAUUUGCAU